AUGAGCAGGAGAAAUACUCGCAAUCUGGCAAUUACUAGAAAUGAUAGCACAGUAUUCAAUGAAUCCAUUGAAACAGUAGCUAUGUCAAGUAGUCAAAAUCAAGAGACUCAAAGCCUUGACAUGAACAUAGACCCACAAACAAAGACAUAUAUAGAUGCGGUAAUUCAAACAACAACUGCAUCUGUAAUGCAAACUAUGCAACUGUAUAUGGAAUGUCAAUUCAAAUCUCAGAGGGAUUGGAACACAAGGUGCAUGAAGACAAUCAACCAAAGGUUUGCUCAAUUGGAGCAGAUGAAUCUACAGAACAACAGGAACGAUAGCAACCAGAGCAACAGCAACCAGAACAAUGACAACCCGAACAAUAGCAACCAGAACAACAGCAACCAGAGCAGCAAUACUAGUCAGCCCACAAUAGAAAUUGACCAGCAGAAUUCAGCUGAGGUACAAAGAAUCACAGGAAUUUCACAAGGUAAUUACCCUCCAUCCCCGGUUAUUAAUGAAUUGAUAGCAAGAGUUAGUCUAGAAGGUCAGGAGCACAAAAUAAUGGAUAAGACUA
This is a messenger RNA of Racocetra persica, 556 nucleotides long. The record is from the annotation of a GenBank genome assembly. Lineage: Eukaryota; Fungi; Glomeromycota; Glomeromycetes; Diversisporales; Gigasporaceae.